UCCAACUCUACUACAAAUUCUACAAUAUCAAUUAAGAGACAUGUUCAUAUCACAAUCCAACAAACUCUUUAGACUAAAACCUCUAGUUUUCAAAAUAGCACUACUUUUCUUGCUUGGCAUCACAACCAAUAGAAACCACCUCCCCACCAACCACCCUUCACUUUACACAAUGCCUUUCUAUGGCAACCUAAGCUUCCACAACAUCAACCAUGCAUCUAAAGACUUUGGCAAUAGAUACCAUCUCUACCCAAACUCCACCUCCAACAUUGCCCACAUCAUCAAACAUGUAUUCAACCUAGGCCUCACUUCCCAUCUCACCGUGGCCGCUCGCGGCCACGGCCACUCCCUCGAGGGCCAGUCCCUGGCCCCCCAGGGCGUGGUCAUCCACAUGGAGUCCUACAAAUCCCCGGGGAUGUCGUUCCACACCGCGGACCAUUACCCCUAUGUGGACGACUCAGCCGGUGAGCUAUGGAUAAACAUCCUCCAUGAGAGCCUCAAAAGGGGCCUCACUCCCAAAUCUUGGACCGACUACCUCCACCUCACCGUCGGCGGCACUCUCUCCAAUGCCGGCAUCAGCGGCCAGGCUUUCCGGCACGGCCCUCAGAUUAACAAUGUCUACCACCUACACGUCGUCACAGGCAGGGGAGAUGUGGUUACGUGCUCGGACGAGCAGAACGCCGAUCUCUUCAACGCAGUUCUCGGCGGAUUAGGUCAGUUUGGGAUCAUCACAGAGGCCAGAAUCGCUCUGGAACCAGCUCCUGCAAAGGUGAAAUGGAUCAGAGCAUUAUACUCUGAUUUCGCCACAUUCACCAACGAUCAAGAGCGUCUGAUAUCCUCUUCACGAGACUCUCUUGACUACUUGGAAGGAUUCGUCGUGAUAAACAGAACCGGACUGCUAAACAACAGGAGAUCCUCCUUCAACCCGAAGGAUCCAGUCCAAGCAGAACAGUUCACUUCCGCAGGAAGGGUUCUGUUCUGCUUGGAACUGGCAAAGUAUUUCAACUUAGAAGACGUCGGUUCGAUUGAACGGGAAGUGGACAGCCUUUUAGCCGAGUUAAGUUUCAUCCGCCCGACCUUGUUCAUGUCCGAGGUCUCCUAUGUGGACUUCCUAGACAGAGUCCACGUGUCGGAGAUGAAACUCCGCGAGAACAACCUGUGGGACGUGCCUCAUCCGUGGCUGAAUCUACUCGUGCCGAGAAGCAGCAUCCAUGGCUUUGCUAAGGAAGUCUUCCACAACAUUGUCAAGGACACAAGCAAUGGCCCUGUUUUGAUCUACCCUGUUAACAAAUCUAGAUGGAAAAACGGGACGUCAUUUGUGACGCCUGAGGAGGAUGUGUUCUAUUUGGUAGCGUUCUUGAGCUCAGCAGUGCCGUCUUCUGCAGGGAAAGACGGUCUGGAUGCCAUUUUAGCGCGAAACAGACGGAUUGUAAAGUUUAUUAGUGAGUCAAAUAUGGGGAUCAAACAAUAUUUGCCUCAUUAUAAUACCACACAAGAGUGGAUAGCGCAUUUUGGAGCAAAAUGGGAGAUUUUCUUGAGGAGGAAAAUGUUGUAUGAUCCCCUCACCAUCUUGGCGCCCGGGCAAAGGAUUUUCCCGAGGGCCAACGCCUUGGAACAGCACUGAAACUCCAAGCAAAAAAAAAAAUACAAUUAAAAGGAAUGAAAUAAAGGAGAUAAAUGAAGCCAGAUAAUAAGUGUACUAAUAGUAGAGGGGAAUGAGAAUUGUGGAAUUCAUGCAUGUAUCGUACCUAUUUAAUGUACACCAUAUAAUUCAAAAAGUAUGUAAAAGAGCAAAAAGUAGGGUUGAAUAUUCAAUUAGCUAUCAGUUAUAGUUAACGGAAUUAAUAUAAAUUGUAAUCGAUUGGUUAUAAUUGAUCUAAAUGUCAUAA
Messenger RNA from Salvia splendens (bonfire salvia), 1886 nucleotides. RefSeq names its product cytokinin dehydrogenase 6. The coding region runs from base 41 to 1621 and encodes 526 amino acids. The record is from RefSeq and is a predicted model, not a curated record. Gene Ontology annotation, biological process: cytokinin metabolic process. Gene Ontology annotation, molecular function: cytokinin dehydrogenase activity; FAD binding. Lineage: Eukaryota; Viridiplantae; Streptophyta; Magnoliopsida; Lamiales; Lamiaceae. The transcript is spliced from 5 exons.